Molecule: messenger RNA, 2526 nt
Organism: Owenia fusiformis
Lineage: Eukaryota; Metazoa; Annelida; Polychaeta; Sabellida; Oweniidae
Source: the annotation of a GenBank genome assembly
CUCUUGGCAUCAGAUACAUGGGUCGCAUGAAGUGCUUAGUGGACAGAUGGUUAAGUUUGGUCAGUUAAAGAGCAUCUUUAAGGUUGAAUACAAGCCAAUGAUCUUAACUACUUCCUGCUUAGAACCAAGCAUGAAGAAAACUGUCAAGUCAAUGACUCGCUGCCUGGGAGGUCAUGUUCUAAGUGAUUGGAGAAAAAUCUGUACCAUGUUAGUGAUGAGCAAUCUUAGUGUCACUAUCAAAGUAAUAUGUGCUCUUGUCUCACUGAAGCCCAUUGUAACACCUCAAUACCUGUUGGAUCUCAAAAAAGCUGUGGAAAAUAACCAACCUUUGCCCAAAAUCAACAAGUACACACCACCAUUGGCAGAGUCCCAACUAGACCCCAAUGAGGUCUCCUUCCAAGCUAAUCCUCUGAGAAGUUCUCUUUUUACUGGAAAAAUAUUCAUCUUCCUCUCAACAAAACAGUUCAAGAAGUUGAGCCUUGCAGUGGAGCUGGCUGGGGGUACCCCUAUGCUAAUGGAAGAGGGGACUGAUGACAAUGAUGAUGGGAUCCUGGUUGCCAAGGAGACAUGUGUCAUGCAGUGUGACAUCAAUGACAUGUCACAACAACUGUCACAGAAUGCUACUGAGUGGGUGACGCAUGUCAUGAAGUACUUGAAGAGUCACAAGAGGAGACCUAUACCAGAUUCAGAGUUGGGAUAUGCUGUGUUAUACUGUUCUACAGAAAGAUACUGCAACCCUGAUAUAAAUGCAGUGCCCCCUGCAGUAGGCGCUAGUGCAAACAACCUUCCUUCCCAGACAUUGUCACAGGCAGCAGAUAUCACAGCUAUACCAGAAAUACAAAAACAGAAGUCAAAACCAACAUUUAAAAAACCAGAACCUGAAAUUUUGGCAACAAACACUGAGUUGGUUUCACCAGUAGGGGUAAGGACAACACACCGCAGAAGUUUGGGUGAUGUCACAACAGUUCCAGACACUGAGCGCUCUUCCUUAAAUGCUUCAACAUUUAAUCAGAAAACCCCAGUUGAGCAGCGAACGAAAAGACAGAUCAAGCGUGAAGAGGAAAGACCUCAUUCAGAGCAAACCAACGUAGCAACUACAAGCAAUGACUCUACAAUGCCACCUAAGCGAAAAAGAGACAAUGUUAUUGGGGAUAAACCAAUAGGAGUUAAUGGUGAAAUUAAUAAUACAAGAAAAGAUACAGCAAUGAAGAUCAGCAUUAAGGAAGAACCAAUUAGUCAGCCUUCAGUUCCUAUGGCAACAGAUGAUGUUGCUAUGCAACAAGAGGAUAUUGGGCAUACUGAGCCAAAACUUGAGUCAUCAACUCCAAAAGUUAGAUCCAAGAAAAGACUACAAGAUGAUGAUGAUGAUGAUGAUGAUGAAGAUGACAUAUGUAGACGUCCUGUGGCUAAAGCUCAGAGAAAGACACACAUUGAAGAUGAUGAUGAUGAUGAUGAUCCAUUCGCUUCCUUAGGAACAAGACCUCGUUCACGGAAAACGAAACCCCAGAUAACUACAGAUAAUCAAAUUACUGAAAAAGACAUUAAGAUAGAAAAUACGGAAAAGGACACUUUUCCCAAGGUUAUUGACAAAAACAAAGAUCGAACGUCUCCUAUUGGUCAAACAUCAACCAAUCAUGUGGCAGCAGAAAAGUCAGACAAAAGGCCAAGGUCGAAAAAGUCAGAUGCUAAAGAUGUGGAGAUUCCUCCUGGUUGGCUGAGCACUGAAGCUAGUUUAGUGAAUGGAGAUUGUGUUCCAACUGAUCCCAGAUUUGAGAAAGAUGCAGAACUUCCCAAUAACCUUGUAGUCACAGAAACCACAUCAUUGGUAAAGAAAAAACAGCAGGAAAAUAACAGACAGCGCCCUAUGACAGAUAUUGAUGGCUUCUGCGAGUGGAAAGGAAAACGAGUCCGAAACUUUAAAAGGUUCAGCAAGACUACACAUGCUGGGGCAGGGGGUGUUCCAAGAAUAAUAGGAGGCAGAGAUCUAGAGUGGCACUCUAACAAACAGAGACAAGAGCUAGAUGAUUGGUUCAAUCAGGAAUUGCAGAUUGAAAGUCAACAAGAUCAGGAUGAAUUGCUGGCCAACAAGCUGUUUGAGAGUGUUGCUGGUCCUACAAAGAAGACCACUGGCAGAGGGAGACGAUGAACGGAAGAAAGGCUGUAACAGGGUGGAACAAGCUAAUAGAGAAAAAAUUUGGAGAAUGGGAGGAUGCAAUAAAGCAAAACUGAUACAUUUUGUGAUAUUGAACCCUAAAGUGUUUUAAAUGGACACAUGUAAAGAAACAUAUGUACAGUGUACAUAGAUUAUUAUUAAUUAGGAGCAUUUCAAUUGAUAGAAACAAUCAUGAGAUUGAUUAGAUAUAAUUUCACAUUACUUGGGAAUGUUUGCAUAUAAUCUAGUAUGUAUGUGUAAUAAUCAUUCACCAGAGAAAUGAACUUUAACAUUGAUUUGAGAAUGAAUAGGUCAAUGCAAAACUGAAGAUUACAUUCAGGAAAAUUUUACGUAAUAUGAAUAUACUAUUGCAC